Messenger RNA from Porites lobata, 2218 nucleotides. Lineage: Eukaryota; Metazoa; Cnidaria; Anthozoa; Scleractinia; Poritidae. The record is from the annotation of a GenBank genome assembly.
UGGCAUUCGUACUGCUGUCAAACGUCCCAACCUGUUACACAUUCUACAACGUGUCGUGUAUUCCAGAAGGUACAACGUUUAGCUGUUUUUAUUUGCCAUAUGUUAACAUGCACAUCACACGUUCUUGGCGUAGUUAAUAUUGCCAUUAAUUUUUAGUGGGGAAAGUUUGGUUUAUCCGUAUAGGGCAGGCAUAAAGAGAAUUUGUACAUGCGUGAAUCUUCAGAGUUUUGGAAAAACUGGGAAAUAGUUUCAAUUUGGAAAAUAAAAACAGUUCUAUUUGCCAUAUGUUGACAUGCUUCUCACACAUUCUGGAUAUAGUUAAUACUGCAAUUAAAUUUCAGUGGGGAAAGUCUGGUUUAUCCGAAUAGAGCAGGCAUAUAGAUUUUUUUUUUUUCAAGCGGGAAACAAAGAAAACGCAGGUGGAAAUAAGAAUUAUGAUCGCUGUUUUAGAACGUAUGCUAUUUGCUGCAGAAGUCACAAGCGUUAUAUCCAGGGUUAAGAGUACGAAAAGGAGCUACUUAUUCAAGAUUCGCUCCAUGUAAGGGAAUCCAAGACAGUCUUGAAUUCUGGAUUCCACGUCGUGGAUUCCGGAUUCCAGGUACUGAAUUCCGGAUUGCUUAUCAAUGGAAAACAAUGGCUAACGGGAUUGCGAAUUCCUUGAGCUGAAUUACGGAUACCAGGCCCAGGAUUCCGGAUUCCGCACGUAAAAAUUUUUAAGAGUUCGGAAUCCAGAUUUCCUUAUAUACCCGGUAAGAUAAGGGGGAAAAGAAUAAUAUACAGCUUUGUUUACCUCCGGCUCCUCCACAACAACUGGGCGACUGGUUGAUUGACUUUGAUUGCAUUCUAUAGUAUAAGGGGUCUCAGUAUCUCUUUUUUUUUAAAGAAUGCGGCUUUAGGGUUAAAAUCAAACCCUACCCUAACCCGAACCCGAACCCGAACCCGAAACCGAACCCUAACCCUAACCUGAACCCAAACCCGAACCCGAACCCGAACCCGAACCCGAACCAUAAAAAAGCAUUCCGCUUUUAAAAAAAAAAGAUAGACGCCGACCCCGCCCCCGGUCCCGAUCCCGGCCCUGUGUUUUAUUGAAAACCUAAUAAAUCACUUUAGCGCUUAUGUUGUCCUUUCCUACUGUGUGUCAUUUGAUGAUCUCGAGAGAAUUGGUGCUUAGUCUUGUCAUAAAUUACUAGUACAUAUGACCGAGGAUAAGUUCAAUUUAGAAGGAAGCAGCUCUUAUAGAGUAACUUCACAUGACCAACGUCGAGGAAAUAAAACUAACAAACUAUAAGGAGGUCUAUUGUUUCUGUGACAACGAUGUUUCUUAUAUCCUGGUUUCCCGCGAAUUUCUUGAUACUCGAUUCAACAAAACACAAGCGCGCAAGAGCGCACGGGAAAGGAAAUAGUUUUGCUUUCUUGUGCUUUUUUGUCUAUGCCUACAGUGAUCAAGAAAUGAGGCAUAUACCUUCAAAUGUCUCUUGCGCUCUUCCCCCACCAGGUUGCGUUCCUUGUGUCCUUCGACCCUGCAAGACACACCCUUUUUCAUGUACCGGUGAAAAAUGAAAGGUCAUGAAAAUUUCCGCGCGGUUUCGUUUUCGUAAAGUUUAAGAAAAGUUGAAGUGUCUUGUGUAAAUACCUUUUGAAACCAACCGUUAUUCCUGAAAGCCCACAGAAAACGGAGAAAACCUACCUUUAAUUAAAACGUUGCAAGCCAAACGUUUACCUUUCCUCAUAUUCUAGGCGUCAAAAUUGCCCUCAGGUUUUUCUUUAAAAUACUUUUUUUUUCUGCUAAUCAAGCCAAAAUUGAAAGGUGACAGUGAUCGUUUUUGCACCAGAGAACAGCUGACAUUAUUGCUUUUUCAUUUAUUUCUAAUAUUUUUAUUUUUCCUUGCAAAAAGAUUACAAAGGGUCCCUGAGAGAAAUAUGGAGGAUCGACAAUCUUACAAGUUUGAAGACUUUGAAAACCUUUAUAGAAAAAGGGACCCAACCAAAUGUAACGCAGAUUAAGACGAGCAGUCAUUUUACAACUAACAACGAUGUAUUUCCAGAAGGGCGUCGAGAUCGAGCAUUUUUUCUUUGCCCUCUGACUGCGGAAUACGAGUUUCACUUCUCGUGCAACGGCUCCUGUGAAUGGUCAGUCAAGGAAACAGAGAAUUCAAGUGCUGCAAUUGCUGCUGGUAUAUCUCUUCAGCCCAUAGGCAACGACGAGAUGAAUUCGUAA